CCGCCGGUGAGUUCAAGGUAAACUUAUGUAGCUGUUUUUGGUGAUUCUUCUUGCAUCUAUUGUGCUUGAUAAAUGGCCUUAAAACUUAUUCAAAGAGGAACUCAUGAAGCUGAAAACCCAAUCGAAGUGUCUCUUAGAGAAGCUUUUGAGCUUCUUAAACCCCAACUAAACCCCCCAUUUUCCUUAAAAGUCCUUACACAAGAGGAAUACUCAAAAAUUAAUAAAGCUUUAAUUUUUGGCAUUUUAUCCCAGCCCCAUUUGGCUAAAGUUCAUAUUAAGCACCUACAUGCAAUUAUUACUGAUGGGUAUGAUUUCUUUACUUGUAUUCUUGUCAAUAUUGUUGAUGAAUUGUAUCCAAAGUUGCUUGACUCAGUGAAAAUUCAGCUUAUAUGGGUUACUAAAGAGAUGUUGAAUGUAUUAGCUAUAGGGUUUGAUAAAUUGCUAGUGGCUCUUUUAAGGCAAAUUUUAGGUGGGGAUUUUAGUGAGGGCAAUUUGUGGUUGUGUUUGGAGAUGGUUACCUUGUUUUUAGCCAAUUGGGAUUGUUUAUUAGAGGAAGAACCAUUGGUUUUGAAUAAGGGGUUGUAUGUGUUCCUUCGGUUAUUGGCUGAUCAUUAUAGAUUACCAAGUAAUCCAAUGACGGAUGCAUUGAAGAGAAUGGAGGUUGAAUUCUGUGGUCGACUUUUGCGGGAACAAUUUCCCUUGUGUUUGAACAUAGGGAGAGACUUAAUUAGGCUUUUGCAAGACUUGGUUCAUAUACCUGAGUUUAAAGCCAUAUGGAAAGACUUGUUAUUGAAUCCAAGACAGUUUAGGGCGGACGGAUUUGAAGAUAUCUCACAAAUUUACCGCAUAAGAACUCCAAGUUUGUACUUUUUGCUUCGAAUAACUCCUGAAAUGGAAACCAAAUUGAGGUUUUUGCUUACACAUGUCAAGUUGGGUAAUCAAAAGAGGUACCAGGUUUGGUUUGCUAAGAAGUUCCUUGGAGUGCCCGAGAGAGAAACCAUUUUAACUGACAUUGUUAGGUUUAUAUGUUGUUCAGUUCGUCCAUCCAGUGAAAUUACGCAACCGGACAUCUUACCAAGAUGGGCUGUGAUUGGUUGGCUAUUGAAGUCGUGCAGGAAGGGUUAUAUUGAAGCAAAUGUAAAGCUUGCAUUGUUUUAUGAUUGGCUUUUCUUUGAUGAAACCACUGAUAGUGUAAUGAACAUUGAACCUGCAAUUCUUUUAAUGGUGAACUCUAUACCAAAGUAUAUUGAAGUCACCCAUACUCUUCUUGAGUUUCUACUAAUUGUGGUUGACAACUAUGAUAUUGAGAGGAAGGAGAUUAUCUCCAAAGGGGUGUCAACGGCUCUUUCUACGAUUGUUAAAAAGGGAAUUAUUGGUUCACUUGAUGUUUUGACUCGAUGUGACAUGAUAUCACCAGUCCUUAGGGAAAUGCUUGGAAAAAUGUUAUUGGUCAUGCAAAGUAGCCAUUCCAAAAAGUUAGGAUCAACCAGUGUUACCCAUGACAUGUCACCACCUAUACAUUUGCUUCCAUCAAGCUUGGGAUCCCAACACCCUAACAGGGUAAGCUGAAAUAAAUUGUGUGUCGUCACAGGCAUAUUCAGGACAGAUCUGCUAAUGCAUCUCUUUCGCCUCCUGAAGAAUUGCUUGUGAACUUUUUCUUUCAAUAGGUGAUAAAGUUCCACUCAAGUGGAUGAAAAUUUCAAGGAAAAGUUUGAAAUCAAGGUGAUAGGAGAAACAUCUCUAGAGCAGUUUUUCAACGAUCAGUUGAAAAUGAUUUACAAUGCCAGGACUGCUGAGGAGGACAAGUUUGAAAAGAUACAGCAGGAACAGCGUGAGAUGAUCUAUCAAUCUAAUGCAACUAUUUCCUCGGCUGAGGAUCGUCGACUCAGGGCAGAAAAAGUUGCGAAAUUUAUCAAACUUCAGGACAAGGAAAUGGAAGAAUUUGUGGAAGAGAGGGAUAAUCUGAUAAGAGCUCAUGAAGAUAGGGUAGCUGCAAUGAGACGCAAAUACUUGCUGCAAUACUCGGAAGAGGCAGUUGCACUUGAGAAGAAUUUUGAUCUCGAACUGGCUAAGCUGAUGGGGAAGUACUCACCAAAGCAAUCUGAGCAGGUCAAUGCAGUAAUGCCGUGUGACCCUAUAGUAAUACUAUUCAAGCGCCAUCAUAGCUUUAAAUUUCUGAUGAACGUGGGAUCCUCCACUGACUUUUAUAUCCUGGUCUGUCAAUUUUUUUUUUUUGAUGAUGCUAAAGAAAUGAUUCUAUUAGUUAUAUUAUGUCCUAAAAUAUAUGCCUUGAACUAGUUGUUCUAGAACUAAUGAUGCACUCUAGCUACUAUUAAGUCAUAUUUUCAGGGGUUUAAUUAUUUGUUUUUGGGUUGUGAAAACCUGUCGUCACCUUAUGUUUGAUCACUUAACCAGUGGCUUUUUCUUUGUAAUUGAAGGAGUAUGAAAUAUAUGUCUGCUAAUUCCUUCCUAA
Messenger RNA from Nicotiana tabacum (common tobacco), 2473 nucleotides. RefSeq lists its product as uncharacterized. The record is from RefSeq and is a predicted model, not a curated record. Lineage: Eukaryota; Viridiplantae; Streptophyta; Magnoliopsida; Solanales; Solanaceae. Gene Ontology annotation, cellular component: cytoplasm.